AUGGACAGACUAAUGAUUUUUAAAAACUCAAGUAUUGAUGCUACUCAAGAUGAACUAGACUUGGAUGAGGUUUUGCAUUUGUUUGCUGAAACAGAGCCAAGUUUGGAAGAGGUGAAGGAAGCUUUUGAUCAUAUGUUUGAUUGGAAUGGAGAUGGAUACAUUGAUGCACAAGAGUUGGAGAAAGUUAUUUGUAGAGUGGGUGUCUCUGAAUUUUCAGUGGAGGAUUGCAAGAAGAAGAUUAUGGCAUUUGAUAAAAACGGAGAUGGAAGAAUUGAACUUCGUGAAUUUGUGAAGCUCGUGGAUAAUGGUGGCAAAAUGGAUUAA
This is a messenger RNA of Nicotiana tabacum (common tobacco), 324 nucleotides long. RefSeq names its product putative calcium-binding protein CML46. Lineage: Eukaryota; Viridiplantae; Streptophyta; Magnoliopsida; Solanales; Solanaceae. Gene Ontology annotation, molecular function: calcium ion binding. The record is from RefSeq and is a predicted model, not a curated record.